Molecule: messenger RNA, 1382 nt
Organism: Aspergillus ochraceoroseus IBT 24754
Lineage: Eukaryota; Fungi; Ascomycota; Eurotiomycetes; Eurotiales; Aspergillaceae
Product: PIG-Y family protein
Exons: 1
Coding region: 132-1361 (409 amino acids)
Source: RefSeq, a predicted model, not a curated record
UCUACUCCUCCGCGACCACUUCUUUUCCAUCUCAAUCCCAUCCCCUCGCUCUGCAUGCCGAACACACCUCGGACGAACCAAUCUUUGAAUGUGAAUGGGCUAACGGCCCGCUCGUCAAGGCCAGCCGGUCAAUGGAAGAUGCAAGUGACAACAAGACUGCCGCAGUGUCCCUUGACAACAAUGUCCAGCUCCUGGGGCGGGCGCGCUCGGGCAGCGCAAGCAGCGGACACAAGCGCAGUUCCUCCGGAUCACUACUAUCGAGACUCUCGUUUCUGCGCAUGAUGCAAGCAACCCAGCACCCGGCGGAGAGCGAACACGCGGGCCUCGAGGCCGACGACGACCGCGACGAUUUCGGCUCGGGCGGCGGCUUGAAAAGCGGACGGGCGGCGAUGUCGACGGCGUUGCAGCAUCGAAAGACGCGCAGGAGGCGAGGCUCGUUGAGGAAAACGGCUCUACUGGGGACGAGAUUCGAUUACCGGGAUAAAAAGACGAGCAGGGCCGCGGCGGAUGCGGUUCGGGGGGAGGCCGGUGGCGGUGGUGGUGGUGGUGGUGGUCAGCUCGAGCAGGGCCAGCUACAGCUACGGCCUCGGAGUCAGCCUGGUCUAUCUCGUCUGCCGCCGGCUUCCCACGCGCGAAUGCGAUCUUUCGCGGACCCCGUCUCGCUGCGGAAUAGUGGGUUUGAGGGCGGCCGUCGGGAUCGGAGGGAUAAUAAUGACUGGACUCUGAUGAUGGAUGUACCACAACGGGUUCGGAGCGCUGCUUCUGCGCCGCAGUAUACGUCGAGUCGAUCAAAGGAGAACAUACUCGGGGAGGAUGUCAUCACCACAGAUGACGAGGACAUUAUCGUGUCCUUUCCUCCUCGGAAAAGCACCGCGGCUGUUUCGGGCGCUUUCCACAGCUCUUCGACGUCGAGUAAUAGCGGCGCCGGUGCAGGCUUGCGUAUCCCCACUCCGUCUUCAAGCAUGGAUUCCUAUUACGCGUUGCAAACGGACCAGGAGUACCGAUCCCCUCAUCGGGCAAAAUCCCCUCUCGCAACGCACCCGGCUGACAUUACAGUAAGCCAAGAAAUGGGCUGGGAUUAUUCGGAGACGGAGUGGUGGGGGUGGAUCAUUCUCAUUGUUACCUGGUUGGUUUUUGUCGUAGGGAUGGGGAGCUGCUUUGGUGUUUGGAGCUGGGCUUGGGAUGUCGGCGAGACUCCCUAUGCGCCGCCAGAGUUGGAAGACGAUCCUACUCUCCCCAUCGUUGGGUAUUAUCCCGCUCUCAUUAUCUUGACGGCAGUCAUGUCGUGGGUGUGGGUUGUGGUUGCGUGGGUGGGUAUGAAGUACUUCAAGCAUGCUAAUAUAACGGGGGAUGAUAUAUGAGUUUUAUGCGAGAAAGGGGGG